AUGAUGAGGAUGAUGCGUGAUAGAAAGGUUCUUGUUGUUCUAGAUGAUGUGGAUUGUAUAGACCACCUUGUGGCGUUAGCCGCACACCGAGUGGAGUUCAUUUGUGAUGUCUCUCUGUUAUCGGAUGAGGAAUCAUUUUGCCUCUUCCAUCGGUAUGCAUUUGGGAGUGAGGUUCCAUCUCCAAGGUAUGAAGACCUAUCAAGAGAAGUUGUAUGCUAUGCUACUGGACUUCCCUUAACGAUCAAAGUUUUAGGUUCUUCUCUUUGUUGUAAAAAUGAGCUUGAAUGGAUAGAUUCCCUAGAACAACUAAAAACGAUUCCGUUAACAGAGACUUUGAAAAAAUUGGAAUUAAGCUAUAUCAGUCUCGACGAAGAUUACAAUGAAAUAUUCUUAGAUACUGCAUGCAACCUGAAAGGUUGGGAGAAAGACAAUGCAAUCAGAGCUCUUGAAAGUUGUGGAUUUCAUGCUAGAAUUGGUUUACGAGUUCUUGAGCAAAAUUCUCUCAUAACUAUUAUUUGUAAUUCUUACGGUGACGAGUUGGUUUACGAGUUCAUGGCAUGCAUGAUCAUGUUGUGGAAAUGGGUAGGAAUAUUGUUUGUCACUCAAACCCCGAUAAGCCUCAUAAACAUAGCCGAUUGUGGAAAAUCGAUGAAAUUGAAGAUAUAUUGGCUAAUGAUUUGGUCUUUACCCACAAGAUUUCAAGCAAAUAAUCUUGUUACACUGGAGAUGGAUGGCAGCAGAAUGGUACAACUUUGGGAAGGGGGACAAAGAAAGCUUACUCCAAAUCUCGAGACCUUGAAUCUUCAAGAAUGUAAGGAUUUGCUAGAAAUCCACAUGACUGCUGGAUGUUUAAAGCUCACAUCUGUUGACCUUGAAGGUUCAAGGUUGAGGACCAUUGACCUUGGGUUUGCUCCAAAUCUUGAACGGUUGAUUCUUGUUGAAUGCAACAAUUUGGAAAACUUCACUUUCCCGAUAAAUGCCUGA
Molecule: messenger RNA, 984 nt
Organism: Lactuca saligna
Lineage: Eukaryota; Viridiplantae; Streptophyta; Magnoliopsida; Asterales; Asteraceae
Source: the annotation of a GenBank genome assembly